AUGAAGCAAACAAAUCACGAAGCCACUUCGAGUCAAGAAUCUAACUACGUUCGAACUGACGCCCACGCAAAAUCUCGUUCCUUGAACGGCAUCCUGAAAACCACCAUCGAACACUUGAGAUUGUGCAAAACCCUUGAAUUUCCAUCAAGAGAAAUAAUACCCGGUUCUCUCGACGAACGCACCGAGACGGCCGUACAUCUCGCGGCGAGAGAUCACUUCUCGAGCCUCGCGAUGGACUACGUGAUCAUGGCGCCCCAGAUCGAUUCGCUGUUCCAGUACUACGGCAAUGUGAAUUACAUAUCGCCGGUGGACGGCUUGUCGCAUUUUCACGUGGCCUGUCAAGUCGGCAACCUCGAGAUGGUGCGCGAAUUCGUCGACAACGGCGUCGACGUCGAUCUCGCCUGUCGCAACUUGCCGCGGACUCCGCUGAACACGACGGUUUACUUGGACCAGGCCGAGGGCGAGGACGAUCGCGUCUCGAUUCUCGAGCUGCUGCUUCGGAAAGGCGCCAGUCCCAACGAACUUUUCGAAGACGGCAAGAGCCCUCUGCACUGUCUCUGCUACACGUUUUUGGAGAGCGAAGGGUCCGCUCGAGACGACAAAUUGAAAAUGAUCGAGCUGCUUUUGCGCUACGAGUGCGACGUCAACACGACGGACAUGUUUUGCUCCAGUCCGAUAUUUUCGUUAUUUCGCGAUUUCACCACCAAGGACGCCGAUCAAGUGAAAUUGCUCGAGAUUUUACUUGACCACGGUGCCGAUCUCAAAGCCGUCGAUAGCUCGGGACACACCAUACUGCAUCGGAUCAUUCGACCGAAUCUACCCGAGUACUGUGAGGUUGACAACUAUGAGAAACUUUUCAACGACGACAUCGGCGCAGAGGUGGUGGCGUUGCUUUUGAAACACGGAAUCGACGUCAAUGUUAAAGACAUAAUGGGCCGCACUCCUUUGCAAAUUGGCGUAAGCAAGAGGAGAAGAAGGUUUCGAGAUGACCCGAAACCUUCUUGA
This is a messenger RNA of Trichogramma pretiosum, 1005 nucleotides long. RefSeq names its product tankyrase-1-like. The record is from RefSeq and is a predicted model, not a curated record. Bases 1 to 1005 code for a protein of 334 amino acids. Lineage: Eukaryota; Metazoa; Arthropoda; Insecta; Hymenoptera; Trichogrammatidae. Gene Ontology annotation, molecular function: protein binding. The transcript has a single exon.